GAGCUCGAGUCCUUCGGGGAUAUCGCCCAGGUCGAGCACGAUCCAGGGAGCGAGCCCGGCACCGCCGCCGUGCUCGUCACCUUCUGGGACAGGCGCUCGGCGGGGAGCGCGAAGGAGGCAUUCGGCAGUGCGUGCAGCUACGAGCCGCAGGCAGACAGCUGCACCGCCACCCUGACCCGGGACAGCCUCGGGCACUUCGACAGCUGCCAGGUUGCCAGAACGAGGGAGCUCGGCGACGACCUCCUGGAGGUCGAGUUCUUCGAUUCCAGG
Molecule: messenger RNA, 270 nt
Organism: Prorocentrum cordatum
Lineage: Eukaryota; Dinophyceae; Prorocentrales; Prorocentraceae
Source: the annotation of a GenBank genome assembly